Messenger RNA from Biomphalaria glabrata, 10558 nucleotides. Its product is annotated as breast cancer type 2 susceptibility protein homolog. NCBI's taxonomy places the organism in Eukaryota, Metazoa, Mollusca, Gastropoda, Planorbidae. The transcript has 28 exons. The coding region runs from base 176 to 10447 and encodes 3423 amino acids. Gene Ontology annotation, cellular component: nucleus. The record is from RefSeq and is a predicted model, not a curated record. Gene Ontology annotation, biological process: double-strand break repair via homologous recombination; regulation of DNA-templated transcription.
GAAAGUAAUCGAGAAAAACAAAAAAAGGAAAAAGCAAUGCACUUCUGCAAACCCGGCAAAUUUGACUAGUACUACUAGUAGAUCUAGAUCUAGACUCUAAUUCUAAUACUAAAAAAAAAAAUGUGAAUUCCUUGUUCAUUUGGUACAUUAAGGUUUCCUACCAGAGCUAAAGAAGAUGUACCCUUGUCACUGUUGUAAAUCAUCUCAUCGUGACCUACCUCUUGUAUCAACUUGGGGUCCAUCAGAUAGUGAUGACGAGAUUCUGGAUGAAACCAUUCUGUCAGAAUUGGGUGAAACAAGACUUGAUUGGUUUGACAAGUUAACAGAGGACUAUCUAGUACAACACAGUAAUGACAGUCACAGUCUUCUUACUUCUUCACCAAAUGUUUCUGAGGGCUGGUCACCAUUUCCAAAAGGAGGAUUCUGUUACCUACCAAGGGAGAAGAAUUUAUCUGUUGAUGUUACUCCACUCACUGCACUGUUUUCCUCACCAAAAAACUCACAGAAAGAUUCACAGCUCAGAGCUAGGAUCCAAGCCAUUCCAGACUCUAUUGUUACUAGGGACUUCCCGCUUCAAACUGAACUUAACUGGACAAGCUCUAUGGCUACACCCACACAAAAAUGUAUAGGUGACAGUGAAAACAAAGAAAAUCUUCCUGAAGGGGAACAACUCAAGGAAAGGAAAGUGAUUCACCGUCAACUUUUUUCACCUUCUGGAUCCUCUUUUUGUGAUGACAGCUUUUCUCUAGUGGGGGAUAAUUGGUCAGAGGGGGACCUAACAGUGGAAACAGAGAAGACAGUCAUCAGUGAAAAGGAGAUAAGCUUUGGCAGUGACAAAACACUGUGUGAACUUAAUAACCAAGAGGCUUCAUUGGCUAGCCCAGAUUUGGUUGAUAAUUGUGAUGUUACAAGUGAUACCAACUGUGAUAAUAUGAACGAAUGUGAUAAAAGACAAUAUAGUGAAAUUCCUGCGGUUAGCAGUCAUGAUAGACAUAUGCAUUCGACUGCAAGCAAUACCCUGUUGAUGGAGUCAGUUGAUAAUAAGUUUAGUCGUGAAUCAUGCCCAGAGGCUACUCUAUCACAUAAUAUUUCAUCAGAUUCCUGUGAAACCAAGAUUCACUUUUCUGACAGCAUGAAUGACCAGUGUUAUCUUGGCUUAUUUCAAGAUAGCAGUUUUGACUCAAUGCAAGAGCGGACAACAGAUGUUGAUGUUUCUGUGAUAAGCUGUGAAAGUGGCAACAAAUCUGAACGCAUUAAAGUAGCCACCGAUCAGCAGAAUGAUAUUAGCAAAAAGAAUAAAAACAGAGGCAGCGCUGAUAGCAGCCACAUUGAGAAAGUUUUGUCCAAAGUCUUUGUCAGUCAAGAAAGUGUAGAAAAUGUUACAAAGGACCCUGGGCAGAAUGAUGAAUAUCAGUGCAAUGCUUUUAACUCUUUAGGAGAAAUCAUCGCCACUAACUUUGAUCCUGACUGCAAUGUGUCGAGGAAGAGACAAACACUCGAAACAGUCCCACGGGCCAAAAGACAAAAAGUUGAGACUCCAUCAAAGAAAAGCAAAGAAAGUGUUUGCAUGGAAGAUGGUCACUUAAGCUGUGAGACGCCUAGGAGAUUGGAUGAACAUGUGUGUGAUGAGAGUUUCUUAGAUGAGAAUAAGCAGGACAGCCCAGAGCCUGCGAAGAAGAAAAAUGUGACCAUAUCCAUAUUAAAAAAUCCACUGACCCCAAAAAGUACUAACAAGAAAAAAGUUCAAUUUAAUCUUGACAAUAGUUCUGCUCAGAAAAGUUUUGUAGGUAGACCAGCUGCUGACUAUGUUGACACAUCAAAACUUCAAGCUAUCUCCACUGCCACUGUGUCUCAUUUAAUAGAAGCAUCUACUCCUGACUUAAUGGAUCCCUUAUGCUUGUCUAAGAGUGCUUCAGAGCUGGCUAUGUAUUUCUUUAAAGACAGUGAUAGCAGUGCAGAUGACAAGACAUGUCAUGAAAGUCCAAGUCCAUGUCAUGAUGUGGGAUAUCGUCAAGAAAAUCAUUCUGAGCCAGACAUGAAGCAAUGUAAAGCUGAUUUUGUCACUGACAGUACCACGUCUAAUAAAUCUGACUCUGAAGAUCACCAAACCCUUAGUCUGCUAAAUUUGACAAAGGACUCCAAACUUCUGUUGUCUCUCAAGGUUGAUGCUGACCUGUUAGAGGAAUAUAGCUUUGACAGCUCAUUUGAAGUCUCUCCAACAUUUUGUAGUCAAGUUGGUCAAACAAAAACCUCUGAGACCACAGAUGAUCCAAGUGCUUCUGCAAUAGAAAAACUCAAUGCUGAAACUGAUUCUGUGAGUGAUGAGAUUGACACUGCAAGCCAUAAUGAGAAAUCUGAACUAAGCUUAAACUUAUUGGCUGUGACAUUUAAAAUUAAAGCUGAGGAGAACCAUCUGUUUGUGAAGAGUCAAGUCUCUAGUUUUGCAGGCUUUGAUUCAGAUAAUGUCUGUGCUGCUGUGUCCAAUGUAGAGAAAGAAAUGGACAUGGAAGAUCCGCUGUAUGAGACUAGCUUUAAAAUAAAAUGUGAUAACACAAACAGAAGUGAGAUGUUGGUAGUGGCUAGUACUGACUUUCAACCAAUAUCUCCCAGAACUGAAUCUUUAGCUGAGACAUCACUUCAACACACUUGCAAGUCUACCACUAGCAGAGAUUCUGCCCAACAGGCACAAAGUCUUCAGUUAUCUACUUCUAAAACGUCAUGGAAACCAGAAGGCAAACAUUUGUCCAAGAAGCCCAAACGGUUUCAGUACCCUUCAGCUGACCAAAUAGCUAGCAUUGGACCAGAGACUGCUGUACCUGAAGACAGUACUUUCAAGCCAACUGCAGGCUUGGCUAUUUAUCCUCCAAAAGCAGACUUGAAACUACCAACACAUAAUAUAUCUGUCUUUCCCCUAAAUUUAGACACUAAUCAGUUACUUCAAUCAACUAAGAAUGAAUCAGUCAUCAACGUAACAAAAGGCUAUGAAAACCAAGAUCAAUAUAUGAUGUCUGCAAGCUCUAGUUUAGGUUUUUCUACAUUUUCUGAAGUUUACUCAAGAGCUAAUGAUGAUACCAAACAAGCAAUAAAACUAGAAGAUUGCAUUUCUUCAAAUGGUCAAUAUGAGUUAUCUCAUUCCCUGGAUAUGCCUGCAGUUAGUGAAUCUAUACAAGAGGUCAUUCAGCCAUCUCAUACUAAGUUAGAUUUACAAAAAUCAGUAAUAGUAAAUGAAUCAUCAACAUCAUCAAACAUAGACUCAUUGCCUUCAAAUCAACCCCAUCAUGAUCUAAGGUUUUCUGCUGAUCCAACAGACAGUGCUAAAAGUCAAUCUUGUCUUGUUAAGUCAACACAAAUGUGUCACACUGCUGUUGUGUUAGACUCCUCUGUACAAAAUCCUCACAGUGAGUCCUAUUCAGUAUCUCCAGGCUGUCAAACUCCUGAGUUGGCAAGUACAAUAGCACAGAGUUUCACAAGUGAUGUGCCGUAUUCACCAACACUAAAUACUUACAGCUCAAACAUUUCUCAACAGUUAUUAUUAACCAGGGAAGAUGCAGAAACUGUUACUGGUAAAUCCUGCGACGAGACAGAUUUAACUUCCACAAAUCAUCCUGAGAUAAGUCAUGAAAAGGAUUCCUAUUGUGAUGAAGAAACAAUGACCUCACAAAUCUGGACAGCUACAGAAUUUACUCAGAUUCUAGACAGCUCUAAUCUUCAGGAGAUAACACAUGACAAUAAUACCAGUGGCCAAAGCCAUAGUGAUGUAACUACUCUCCAUCCUGCAGGGAAAGACAUAUCACAUAACAAUGAAAGUUAUGAACAUAAAAAGAUUGCCAUGCUGGAUUCAUCUUGUCAUAGUGAUAGACUUGCUUCUGUGAUGCAGACAGAGACUAGAUCUCCCUGCGAUGUCCCUCACAAGUCAACUUCAUAUGCCACUGAUGGGGAGAUCAAAUCCAAGUUUAUUUCAGGUGUCACAGAGCUGAUGAAAGAAACAAAGUCUGACACCACUGAAGCAUGUUCUGUGAAACUAAAAGAUGUAAUCAAAGAACGUGAAUGUAAAGACUAUCAAAUCUGUAAAGGAUUUACUAUAGCAAGUGGUCAACUAUUUUCCAAUUCAGACACAUCCAACUUUAACAGUAUAUCUGUAGAUAAACAUGACUGUUUUCUUUCAUUGAGAAACAGAAAAAUAAAUUGCCAAAAACAACACCCUUGUGCAGGCUCUAAGGUUGAGGUAGACCAACAGAGUGUAAUGGUUGUUCCCCCUGGCAGUGGUGUGUGUAGAGAUUCAAGUUUUACAAUACCAUCAAUAACAACAGUAGCACUGUGUGGUUCUGAAGACAACUCCUUUUUUGAUCAAAGUAUUUGUAACAAUGAGAAGUAUAAUACAACAGAAUCCAAACAGUUUACAGUUUUGAACAAUGAAGAAGGUGUAGAUACAAAGUCAAUCAGUAAUGGCCUGUGUGGAAAUGUAACUACAGAUCACUCAUCACCUGGGCAGUUGACAUGCUCAGUCAAAACUGAUGCCAUGUCCAGUGAUAGUUUGUGUUCAGCUAGUUCCUUUAAGAUCCACUGCCUGAGUGAUACCAUGGCUGGAUUCUCUACUGCUGGGGGUAAAGAAAUCAAGUUGUCUGAAUCAGCUAAGACUAAAGCCAAGAAACUUUGGGAUUCCAUCAUCAUGGACUCUGAUCAUCAUGAACCAUUAACUUCAGAUCUACAUGGACCAUUAACUUCUGGCCAAGAGAAAGACUUCCUACAUGAAAGUAAUUCCACAGAUUUCAAGUGUGCAGGUCUCACUGAAACAAAAACUUCUUCUCGUGAUUCAUCCAUUGACUUAAAACCUAAAGGUUUCAGACCAUUCAAGCCACCAGCUAUCAAAAGAAAAAGGGAAUCUUCUACUAAAAGUCAAAUAGAGAUAUCUAGGAAUGUCACUGAACUACAUAAACAGAAAAUAGAUGAAUGGGAUGAUGAUUCAUGUUUAAGAGAUGUCAUUAUUAAUGAAACAAACGUCCCCACUGUACCAUCAUCAUGUACGACUUACCCAGACAAGCAAAAACAUGCAUGUCUUGCACCUGAAGUAUCAGACUUCUACCAAGUUUCUAAGAAUGUUGUUACCACUGCUGGGUUUACUACAGCAAGUGGUAAAACUAUGUCUGUCUCUGAUCAAGGUUUAUUAAGUGCUAAGAAACUUUGGCAAGAUUUGGAUCUAGAUGUUUUUGAAAUGACAUCUGAACCAGAUGUUAAACAUACUGAAUUUGAUUUCUCAGUGACUGACUCUGACCAUACAGUUCAUGAAACCCCUGAGAUUCAUAAUAAACUGUGUCCUAUGGUCAAUGCUCCUGUAACAAAGAGAGGCAAUAAAGCAGUAAACAAUGAUCUGUCACAAAAACAAAGAUUUUUAUCAAGUUCAACAGUUGAGGUUAAGGAAGAAGCCAUUCAAAAGAAAAGUUUGAGGAACAUUGAUGAUAAUACACAUAAGCACUCGCCAUCUACCAAGAAAGAAUGGAGUCCCAAUGAAGAAAUUAAUUUGGUCUCAGACUUUAGUUUUGAAAAUUGUGCUACAGCCAUGUCUUUUUGUGAUUCUGUGUCAGCCAGCUCAUCAGAUUCUACAAAACACAAUGCUGUCAAUCUGCCCCAUAUUGCUGGCGAUUGUGAUUCUGGGUUGCUAAAACCUUUGGUAGAGUACCAGGAUCUUGUAUCAAAGACUGUAAGUAAUAGUGCACAAUCUGAACACCCUGGUUACAAUUCAUUAAAACAAAAACAUUUGCCAGAGACAAACAAUAAAUAUAACAUUCAGUCUUGUAAAGCUGACAGUGAUGUGUCAUUGCUGUCGAACAGAACUUUGAACCAUGACAAUAUACGCACUGCCAUGAGUACUACCUUACUUUCUGUUACAAAUACAAUCUCCGAGUUAGAUUUACUUGUAACAACCAUGCCAGAAUUACAAGAACUGACACAUUCAACAGCCUCACACAUGAAACCAAAACUUCACUCAUCAGGUUUUUCCACUGCUUCUGGGUCAAAUGUCACAGUUUCAGAAGAGGCCUUGAGACAAGUUCAAACUUUCCUUGAAGAUAAUGCAAGUUCAAGCUUUAGAAAUGUACCCACUGACAAUGAACAGGAUAAAAUUACAAAACCUAAUAAUGGUACAGCGUGUGACCUUACACUGGUAAACAAGAAGGUUUCAAGAUUUCCUGGUUUUAGCACAGCAUCAGGAACUAGUGUUUAUGUAUCUGAUAAAGCCUUAUUACAUGCCAAGACAUUACUAGAAGAAUCAGACGAGGCUGUGGACAUGUAUAAUGAUGUUAGUAUGAAGAAAUUAGCUCCUGUAAUCAAAGUCUUUGACCAUGCACAUAGUUUGCUAAAUGACACCUCAAAAGAUGCAGUAGCCAGUACUACUCCAAAGAGUGAUGUAGGAACUAUAUCUGCUGGAUUUUCAACUGCAUCUGGUGCCAAAGUAAGUGUCUCAAAGAAAGCCUUGGACCAUGCACAUAGUAUGCUAAAUGACACCUCAAAAGAUGCAGUAGCCAGUACUGCUCCAAAGAAUGAUGGAACUAUAUCUGCUGGUUUUUCAACUGCAUCUGGAGCCAAAGUAAGUGUCUCAAAGAAAGCCUUGGACCAUGCACAUAGUAUGCUAAAUGACACCUCAAAAGAUGCAGUAGCCAGUACUGCUCCAAAGAAUGAUGUAGGAACUAUAUCUGCUGGUUUUUCAACUGCAUCUGGAGCCAAAGUAAGUGUCUCAAAGAAAGCCUUGAACCAUGCACAUAGUAUGCUAAAUGACACCUCAAAAGAUGCAGUAGCCAGUACUGCUCCAAAGAAUGAUGUAGGAACUAUAUCUGCUGGUUUUUCAACUGCAUCUGGAGCCAAAGUUAGUGUCUCAAAGAGAGCCUUGGACCAUGCACAUAGUUUGCUAAAUGACACCUCAAAAGAUGCAGUAGCCAGUACUGCUCCAAAGAAUGAUGUAGGAACUAUAUCUGCUGGUUUUUCAACUGCAUCUGGAGCCAAAGUAAGUGUCUCAAAGAAAGCUUUGGACCAUGCACAUAGUUUGCUAAAUGAUACUGUAAAAGAUUCAGUAUCUAAUACUACACCAUUGACUGAUGCAGCAUCUAUUUCUGAUGGCUUUUCAACUGCAUCAGGAACCAAAGUAAGUGUCUCAAAGAAAGCCUUGGUCCAUGUUCACAACACCUUGGAGGAUACAUAUCAUGAGCUGGAUUUAUCCACAGAUAUAGUUCAUCAAAGUACAGUUUCACCUUUUUCUGUUAGUGCUGGAUCCAAAGACCAAGUUGAUGCCUUAAAAGUAGACUUAAAAACAGUGACUGAUUCAAAAACACCUGUCACUGACAGAUUAAAGGCUAUUGUUAAAGCUUCUUCAGUCAAAGAGGAUGGCCCAAAUAACUUUUCUCUGACUCCAGUUAGUGCUACAUAUGAGGAAAUUCAUUAUGAUAGGCCUGUCACGAGAAGUGGUAAAAGGCUAUACCCAGUUAAACCACGAUCACUGACCAAUGAAUUCUGCCCCUCACCAGCAAUUCAAAGCACAAAACCAAGCUCUUGUUUCAAGCCUCCCAGCAAAAAAGUCAAACUCUCCUGUGAAAAUGAUCAGGAAGUUCCAUCGCCUGCACUCAGCAUGGGUCAGAAAUGUGAGACUGUCAGAAGUUCCUUUGUGUCACCCGCAUUCACAUCUCCAUCCGUUGCAGCUAGCCCCAAGAUAGCCUCAACACCUGAACUGGCUACAGCUGCUGUACCUAGCUUGACAGGAGAUGGUAACCAGUGUGUUAAGAAGACUGCCCAUGCUUCUGAGGUCAAGGACAGUGUUGACCUGGAAGAUGAUUUGGAGAACCUGCUUUUGUGUCAAGACUUUCAGUCCCUGCCACCUACUGCAAGUGCAAAGUUUCCUAAAGAUACAAGUCAUUCUUUAUCCAACGAAUCUUGCACAUUGAUGACUUGUGCCAGUGAGAAACAUGUUCCAGACAUUUCUGAGCUGAAGUCUAAGAACAAAAUUUAUAUAAUCUCUGAAGAUGUCCUGGAAGAAGAGAGGAUGAAACAGGAAAAGAUAAUUCGCUACAAGAAAAGAACGCAAGUUCUGCCCCUUUGCGGACGCUGGAUGAAGCUGCGUAAACAAAAAGGAACUCUACAAAAAUUGAGUGACUUGGAACCAUCAGUGGGACUAACUAGAGAACAGCUGAUGUCAUUGGGUGUGUCUGCAUCUACAUUGGAUAUUAAUAGUUUGACUGCCAGAGAGUUUAGAUUUGACCUCAGACGUUUUCACCCUGCUCUCAAUGCUGCUGUCCUCAUAGGGGAUGGUGCACUUUUGGUACCUGACAGAUGUGGCUAUGCAGGGGUCGAGGAAUUUGUCAGGGCUUUCCUGACAUUAGAUAGUGUGGACGCAAGUCUAGUGGAUGAUAACUGGAUAGGGAACCACUACAGGUGGAUAGUGUGGAAACUGGCUGCCUAUGAAGUCAAUUUUUCUCAACAUUUGGCUGGCAGAAGCCUGACACCAGACAAUGUUAUGUUACAACUAAAGUAUCGCUAUGAUAGAGAGGUGGACGCUUGUGAAAGAUCUGCUUUGAAAAAGAUUUUAGAACGGGAUGACACAGCAAGCAAGAGGAUGGUCUUGUGUGUGGCUUCUAUUAUCUGUACAUCUGAUGGACAGUACUGUGUUGAAUUGUCUGAUGGAUGGUACUCUGUCAGAGGUCAGCUUGACCAAAGACUGACGGAUCUGAUUAGCCGAAAGAAGAUUAUUACAGGAGUCAAAAUAAUUACAAGUGGGGCUGAAUUAGUUGGAGGUCAAGAAGCUUGCAGUCCACUUGAGGUAAAAGAUGACAUUGCUCUAAAACUACAUGGGAACUCCACUCGUCCAGCACCUUGGCAUGCUCGCCUUGGCUUCUGUUGUCCUCCCUCACCACUGUGUGUCUCUCUCAAGUCCUUGUGUCCUGAUGGGGGGCACCUGGGAGCUGUGGAUGUAGUCUUGGCAAGGAUUUACCCAGUUAUGUAUAUGGAAAAACUGAAAGAUGGAGGCUGUGUGUUUCAUACUUCUGAAGAGGAAGAUAAGCUACGACAAAAACAUGAAGACCAAAGGGAGGCAGAGAUGGAAAAGAUGUACUUAUCUCUGCAGAAGGAAAGAAAAGUCAAGUGUAAAGGCAAAAAACAGAAUCUGAAAAAGCUGAGUAGGAAAGAGAUAGAGGCUUUGUGGGAUGGCCAGGAAAUAGCUCAUGCUUUAGAGAAUGCUUUAAAUUCAGAAGAAAUUCAGCAAUUAUUAAGUUCCAGUCAGACUAACAGACUACUGGAGUACCGACAGAGAGAGACAGACAGACACCAAGAGGAGAUCAAGAAACGCUUGAUGGAGGCAAUGGCUGAAACUACUGUAAGAAAUGUCACUCCAGUUCUAAAACUGAAGGUCAAUGGAGUGAGUGCAGUUGAUAUUGAUGACAGUGUCAGUUGUCUAGUGACUAUUUGGAGACCAGGGUCAGAGUGGACCAGUAUGGAAGAAGGUAGAAGAUAUAAACUAUACAACAUGGCUGUAUCAGGAGUCAGAGGUCGCAGUGGUGCAGGUAAGAUCUCCUUGACAGCAACAAGACAGUCUAGAUUGCAGUUGUGUUCAAUCAAUGACAACUUGUUGGAUAUGGUAUAUGAACCAAGACAGGCUUGGAGUGUAUCAGAACUAACUAGCACAAUGCCCAUGGCGAAUGAGUUUGACUUUGUAGGAGUUGUAGUCCAGCUGAUUCCUUCAUCAAGGUUGUCACAACCAACAUUGUUGUAUGCAGCUGAUAAAAAUGGGGAAUUUCUGUGUAUCAAAAUUUGGUCAAGUUCUCAAACCAGUUCUUUAAAGUCUAGUCAAGUCUUUGUGGCUUACAACCUGGUCUUGAGUACAUCAUCUCAUAACAGUACUGGUCAGUCUCUGCUGACUGCAGACACAAGGUCAGACCUAACAACAAUAACAACCAAUGGUCAUUCCAGCAGAUAUUCAGAAGGGUUCAGUCAAAUGCAAAUGCUGUGUAAGUGUCCUGACUUUGUGAUUGGUCUCAAGUCUGAGCUGGAACGUUGUCUCUCUUCACAUCAACCCAAGACUGUCACUAAGACUUUACCAGAUGCUCAUUUCAGUCAUGCUGAAGACUUUCCAGUUGACAUUGUUGAUAAAAUCUUCAGCCCAAUGAGUCAGGCUGGAGGCUGUAGUUCUAACAGUAAGUCAAUGUCAACAGCAAACAAGUCAGUGUGUGUUUUCAUCAACAAUGCUGAGAAGCAAAGAGGAUACACAAGCAGUAACUCAUUUGAAGCCUCAUCUGAUGCCACCAGCAGCUUACAGAGCAGCUCACUAGAUCAACGUAAACAGCUGCUCAGAGACAAAAUGGCCAAACUUCUAGCCUAUGAUCAGCCUGCCCCACUUGGACAGUUACCAUUAGGUGGCUCACCAGCCUGUAAGAAGGAAUUCAAGUCACCAAGUACUAAGAAAACUUCAUGAGAACUCCUGUGCUUAUAUGUAAUUAACUCAAUGAACAGUAUUUCGAAAAUGUGAAUAGGUUGAACGUUUUUGUAUAAAAAUAAAGAAAAGAAAAUUCAGUCUCUGCUUAUA